GGGAGAGGAUCUCCGGCAGUGCACCGGCUUAAUGCUCUGAAUUCUAGCUGACUGCCCCUUUAAAAGGUAAAGCUAAAGUAAAUGCAAAGCCCCCCUUCGUUCUCCCCCCUCUUCCCUCCUCCUCCUCCUUCUCCUCCUCCUCUCCUUGUCUGCAGCCGGAAGGAGUAUGUGAUGUGAAUUCAUAGAGAAAACCUUUGGAAGAUCCCUGAAAAUUACAGCAAAAAACAAAGAAAAUCCACCGGCCAAACCAACCCAAAAAGCCGCUCGGAGGACUUUUAAGCACAAAAUUCGACUUUGCCGUGGACCAAACAGGGAACAAAAGAAGGGCCCGGACUGGUCAAACUUCACUCCAGGAGGCACUAUAUGUAAAGAAGAAAGUGGUCAAAGACCAAUUGAUCUACAUCCGUGGCAAGCCAUUCCUUAACUGGGAGAUGAGGCUCUAACAAGCAGUGAGAAAUGUAGUUGCCUUGCGAGGACAGCGUACAAGAGAACUGGAAAGCGGGCGGAGUUUGUACUUGUCCGGCCUCCGCAGAAUGUAUCUCCGCCUCCUCCUGCUGACCCUGCUGACUGGACACUCGACAUCUGAAGUUAGACUAUCUAUAUGUCGCUAUGCACUAGGGAUGUAUGACCGGACAAUUCGUGAUGAGGAUAUCACUGCUUCUAGUCAGUGGUAUGAGUCAACUGGACCACAGUUUGCAAGGCUUCAACGGGAGGAAGGUGAUGGAGCUUGGUGCCCCGCGGGUUUGCUUCAGCCAGAAGAUGUCCAGUUCUUACAAAUACAUCUACACAAACUGUAUUUCAUCACAUUGAUUGGAACGCAAGGACGUCAUGCUCGAGCUACUGGUAAGGAAUUUGCCAGAUCCUACCGUGUGGAUUACAGCCGAAAUGGAGAUAGAUGGCUCUCAUGGAAGGACCACCAAGGCCAGCAGAUAAUCAAAGGCAAUGUUGAUGAAUAUGAAGUGGUCCUGAACGACCUAAGACCCCCAAUUAUUGCCAGUCACAUCCGAGUCAUCCCUGUCACCAAGGUCCCCAUGACGGUGUGUAUGAGGGUGGAGCUUUACGGUUGCGCCUGGAAUGAUGGUCUGAAGUCCUACAGUAUUCCCGAAGGAGAGACCUAUAUGGCUCCAGGACAUCCAAUAGCAUAUUUAAAUGACUCCACCUAUGAUGGAUACCUGGAGAAGAGGCGGCUGUUUGACGGCUUGGGGCAGCUGACGGAUGGAGUGUUAGGGUUAGAUGACUUCAUGCAGAGUCACCAGUAUCGUGUUUGGCCAGGAUACGAUUACGUUGGCUGGAAAAAUGAAAGUACACGAAAUGGAUAUGUAGAGGUUGAGUUCCAGUUUGAUAGGCCAAGAAACUUUACUUCUAUGAAGGUCCACUGUAACAACAUGUUCAGUAAAGGUGUGAAGAUUUUUCAGAAGGCUGAGUGCCUCUUUAAAUCACGUCAACAAUCUGACUGGGAGCCAGAGUCUGUGGGGGUGGUGACCGUGCUGGAUGACAAGAACCCAAGUUCCCGGUUUGUCAUAAUCCCAUUACAGCAACGAGUGGGAAGCUUCAUCCUCUGUAGAUUUUACUUUGCCGACACGUGGAUGAUGUUCAGCGAGAUCUCCUUCCAGUCAGAUAUGGACAUUGCAGUGCCCACUAGUGUCACUCUGGCUCCUACUACUGUCCCUGCAGCAACCACUGAAACUCCAUUCCUGAAUGCUACUGAGAGAAAUUUGGAAACCACUUUCCCGUUCACCAUCAGCCGACCAGUGGCCAGAAACGAUGAGCCUAAAACAUCUGUUCUGAUAGGCUGUUUGGUGGCCAUAAUUCUUCUGCUUGUUGUUAUAAUAGUUUUGAUCCUGUGGAAGCAAUACAUACAGAAGCGUCUGGAAAAGGCUCCACGCCGGAUUCUGGAAGAAGAUGCCACUGUUCGCCUUUCCUUCUACAGCUACACUAUUGGCAGCAACAACCAGACUCAAAUCCAUCAGUCCAACCCAACAUAUGAAAGGAUAUUCCCUCUGGAUCUCGACUACCAGCAACCCACCAAACCACUACGCAAGCUUCCUGAACUGUCACAGAGUGCGGAGGAUUCAGCUUGCAGUGGAGACUACGCUGAGCCAGAUCUGACCAAGUCCACCCCACACCAGGGAUUUCAGAACAGUGUUCCACACUAUGCAGAAACAGAUAUUGUCAAUCUUCAAGGGGUGACCGGAAACAACAUGUACGCUGUGCCUGCCCUCACUGUGGACUCACUCACUAAGAAGGAUAUCAGUGUAGGUGAAUUCCCACGCGACCAGUUGCGGAUGAAAGAAAAACUUGGCGAGGGUCAGUUCGGAGAGGUCCACUUGUGUGAGGUGGAGGGGCUGCAAGACUUUGUGGAAAUGUCCUCAAGUGAGUGCAGUAAUCAGCCGGUUCUGGUGGCCGUGAAGAUGCUGAGAGCCGACGUUACCAAAACUGCAAGAAAUGACUUUCUAAAAGAAAUAAAGAUCAUCUCUAGGUUGAAGCAUCCAAACAUCAUUCGCUUGCUUGGUGUCUGCGUCCGGGAUGACCCCUUAUGUAUGAUAACUGAGUAUAUGGAGAACGGAGAUCUCAACCAAUUUCUCUCCCAACGUGAGAUCCGCAGCCAGUUCACCACUGCUAACAAUAUACCAUCUGUCAGCUUCCACAACCUUUUAUACAUGGCCACACAGAUUGCGUCUGGAAUGAAGUAUCUGGCCUCCCUGAACUUUGUACACAGAGACCUGGCCACACGGAACUGCCUGGUGGGUAACAACCACACACUUAAGAUAGCAGACUUUGGGAUGAGUCGGAACCUAUACAGUGGGGAUUAUUAUCGCAUCCAGGGCCGAGCGGUGCUCCCGAUUCGUUGGAUGGCUUGGGAAAGUAUUCUCCUAGGAAAGUUCACAACCUCCAGUGAUGUCUGGGCAUUUGGGGUCACACUAUGGGAGAUGUUUACCCUGUGUAAAGAACAACCUUACAGCGUUUUGUCUGAUGAGCAGGUGAUUGAAAACACGGGGGAAUUUUUCAGGGACCAAGGAAGACAGAUCUAUCUCUCCCAGACGCCCCUGUGCCCCACCCCCAUCUUUGACCUGAUGAUGAAAUGCUGGAGUAGGGACAUAAAGGACCGAUCUACGUUUGAGUUGAUUCACCACUUUCUGAUAGAGCAACUGGAUGCCAUUGUGUAAACUGCCACUGAACAGCCAACCUGGAAGAUGCAGGUUCUUAUUGUACCCAACUCAUCUGGAGCUAUACUGGACAAAGCCUUAGUUUUCUAGAUGUAGAUGUAGAAGGACCAAGAGACAAUGUUCUCCUGUGGCACUGGUAGACUUCACCGGAAACCUCUACCUGUUCAUGGCUUCCUGCUUCCCCAGCAGUUGAUGCAACUGAUUUUAGGGUGAUGAAGCAAGGCUGCAUCUCCCCCAAAGGGGAGCACCCCAGCUGGGAUUGAGGACUGGAAUUAAGAUGUGAGAAGUAGGACAAUGUCCCACUAAAGAGUACCACUACAUUCUGUGUAUGUGUAUAUAAGUGUAUGGGGAGGGGGGAGAGGGGUCUGUAUGUGUGUCCAAAUAUCAAGUGAGCAUAUUACUAUUACACAGAUUCAAGAGGAAAUUGUGGUAUAUUUAUUAUGCCCUGUUGUGUACAUAAACUAAGGGACCGGUAUCAGCUUUAUGAAACACAGAUGGGAAAUCUUAUGUGGAUUCUUCUCUGACUGCAGUGAUACUAGUUUCAAAAAUUGUACCUUUGUACUUGUCUUAAGUAACUACAAGAUUACUUUUACAUUCUCAAAGGACUUUGCUUAUCUUUUAGAAGGUGUUAGGACAACAGCAAAUAAUAGCAACCAUUACAUACAUUUCCAGUAAUGCUUUUUCCCAUAAUCCCUUUAUUUCUUCCCAUUGACUCUUUUUGCGUUCUGUUAAUUUUGCCACAUUAUAGAAGCUUUAGGAUGUAGCCUAAUGUCCCACCCCUGAGUUUCUAAAUUGGAUAACAAUAUUUAUAACUAAUGCAGUCCCUUGCGUAAGGCGCAAGUAACAUUUUUGUUUGUUGUGCCUUAAACUACAUUACACUAGCCAUUACAGACUUUGAAUGAACAAGCUUUAGGGGUGGUAUUAACACCUAACCCUUAUACUUGAUUGAACGUUAAAUGCUAUGAAAGAGUCAUAUAACAUAAUUGGACCUAAAUUUAUGUUUACUCAUAGAACUACUAUAUACUAUACUGCUAUUGUUUUGCUUUUAUUUUAACCCUUUUAAUUGUCUGGAAGCCCUAAGGACUGUAUUUUCUGCAGUUGUAAAAAGGUGGUUACAAAUACAAUGAUUUAUGGACUAUAAUUUUUAGUCAAUAACUUGGUAAAAAUACUCCUAUAUGUGCAAUUCUACACUGGCUCGUCAGAUAUCAGCUUUCAAUAUCUAGCCCAAAAUAGACUGCACAAAGCUGACAUGCCAUUGGUAGGCAUCAUUUGCCACAUAUCUGAGCUGCUACCAUGUUAAUAAAUGAUAAAAGGAAGUAAUUAUUUUCAUAUGCCUUUUAGUUUACUAGAAUGUCUCUGUUGUAUAGGAGAGAAAAGAGAAUGUUUGUUUGUUUUCUGUUUCAUACAUUUAUGUUAAAGCUCUUAAAUGCACUCUUACUGUACAGAAAACAUAGUUGUUAGACUUAUUCCUUCACUUUAAUUCAUAUUAAUUGUAGCGUAACAGUUUGCCAUUCUAAUGCAGAACAUUGCACAGGUCUCUUUCUGUAAGGCAGUGUGAUUCCAUGCAUUGAUUUAGGACACAGGUGUCAUUGUACUAAUCCCAAUUGUGAGUGUAUCAUUGUUCUGAGAUCUCAUGUGUCUGUAUGUUAAAAUUUUGGGAACCCAAGUGUCAAUGCGCCAUUGUACUGGGACCCCAAGUGUCAGUAUAUAAUUGGGACCCAAACAGUGAGUGUGUUAUUAUGCAAGGACCCCACGUAUCAGUGUGUCAUAUUUCUUGGACCUCAAAGGUCAGUGUGUUCUUGUGAAGGGGCCCCCAAGUGUCUCUGUGCCAUUGUACAGAAACCAUAAGUGUCAAAGUGGCAUUGUGCAAUGACCCAAAGUGUCAGCCUACCAUUAUAAGGGAUUGCCAAGUGUCAGUGUGUCACUGUACAGGGAUCCCAAGUGACAGUGAGUUAUCCUGAGACACUAACUUUGGGUCCAAAAUGUCAUCAUGGCAUUGUUCUGGAACCCUAAGGGUUGAUGUACCAUUGAAAUGGUAGCCCAAGUAUCAUUCGACCAUUGUCCUAGGACCCUAAAUAUUGGUGUUCCAAUGUUAUGAGAUCCCAAGUGUUUUCCCAUUGUACAGAGAUUCAAAGUGUCAGUGUGCCAUUAUAUAGGGACUCCAAAUAUCAGGAUUUUAUAGAUCAGGGAUCCCAAGUGUUGUGGUGUUUUCAUACAGACACCCCAAGCCAUUGUACAAGAACCCCAAGUAUCAAUGUGUAAUUGUACAGGGUCCCCAAGCAGGGACUGCUAGUGUCGGUGUGUCAAUGUACAAUAACCCCAAGUGCUAGUGUGCCAUUGUACAGGGGCCCCAAAUGUCAGUGUGGCAUUGUCCAGGAACUCCAAGUGGCAUUAUACAUUGCACACAUAUCAGUUUGCCAUUUUACAACCAUCCCCUGUAUUAAUGUGCCAAUGUACACCGAUCACCAGUAUAAGUGUGCCAUUGUACAGGAUUGCCAGUUGUCAGUGUGGCACUGUACAGGAUACCCACAUGUUAAUGUGUCACUGUAUAGGGACAUGUCAUGUCAUGAGUAUAACACAGUUGUUAGAUAAAAAAAAGUGCCAGAAUGGCAUUGUUCUGGAGUCCUAGGUGUUGAUGAACCAUUGAUCUGGUAGCUGAAGUCUAAGCGUGCCACUUCCCUUGGACCCUAAAUAUUGUUAGAAUACUGUUCUGGAAUCCCGAAAUAUUAGUAUGUCAUUGUUCUGAGACCCUUAGUUGUCAACCUGUUAUUUUUCUAGAUCCUCAUGUUUCAGGAAAGAAAUUUGCUCCAUGUAUGUGCUACCUACCGUGUUUCCCCGAAAAAUAAACCCUACCCCGAAUAUAAGACCUAGCAUGAUUAUUGGGGAGGGCGGCAAUAUAAGCCCUACCCCAAAAAUAAGCCCUAGUAAAGUAAAUGAAAAACCUGUGGUCUGUUUUGUAGGACGAUCGUACUGUAUGGAGUGCAGUGUGUCUCCCCUUGUGACUGUACCGUAUUAUAAAAUACUUUAUUAGCAGCCGCUGCUGACCCGCCGGAGGUUUCCUUCUUUCCUCCUCGCUGACAUCUGCAGCCCCUGUCUCGUGUCUUCCCCCUUCUCUUCUCCUCCCAGCUGAUGUUCGUGGCCCCUCCCUCUUCAAUGCACGGAGCGGGCUGACAGCAGGGAUCUCAGCACAGAGAAGAGCAGAUCAAGUGUGCGAUAUAUGUGCAGUAUUUUCCAUGAGAUAAUGGGAGACACACUGCACCUUAUACCAGUGUGAUCAUUUUAAAAUGUAUGUAGUCCAUUUUAUAAAAGGACUUUAGCCAAGAUGUUUUUAAAACUAUGUUGAAAAUGUACUCCUGACCUGACACGGGGAGAGAAAGAACACAGGGGACACAGGAACUUUAAAAAAAAAAAAACAUUUUAUUGUUUUAUUCCAGGAUUUUUAGAACAUACUGUAGAGAGGGGUAAAUGACACAGCACAAGCAUUGUGCUUUAAAAUUAACAGGAUUUUUUUAUGGUCAAAACUACUUUAAGAUUAUCAUUUUACAUACCGUAAAUAAAUAAGCCCUACCCCGAAAAUAAGCCCUAGUGUGUUUUUUUGUAGACAAAAUUAAUAUAAGACCCGGUCUUAUUUUCGGGGGAAACACGGUAAGUGUCAGUGUGCCACUUAGAACUACAAAUGACUGUUUUUGGAGUCCAACUUUCAAUCUGCUAUUGUUCUUGGUUUACUAGGGUCGUUGUAUUGUUUUCUGGGACCAAAGGUGUUAAGUGUGUCAGAUCUGUUGUAUCCAAGGUAAUGUUUGAUUGUCCUGGGUUUUCAAUCGUCAAUUCAUCAUUGUACUGCAGUCUAUGUUCCGGAGUGCCAUUUCUCCAAAAGGAGAGAUACAAUUAUAUUACAACCAACAAAAUGGUACCUAAAAAAACAAAUUCUGAGACCUCAAUGAACCUUUGCUUUAAAUAACAAAGGACAUGGUCAUUUACUGCCAACUUGAGUGUGUAUGAGUGAGUGUGUUAUACUGUAUGUGUCUUGUAAUAGUAAGGACCAAAAGGUGGGUGAACUUGAUAAAAUCCUUUAGGGGAUCAGUUUGGAUGGUCAAGAGAAAUGUAAAAAUGUAUAUUUCAGUUGUGUGUGUGUAGUUCCCAUUAAAUGGAUUACUAUUUUAUUUAACACAUUCGUUUUUGCACAACAUUACUUGCAAUAAAUGACACCAUUCUGGUA
Messenger RNA from Rana temporaria (common frog), 7383 nucleotides. RefSeq names its product discoidin domain-containing receptor 2-like. Gene Ontology annotation, biological process: protein phosphorylation; positive regulation of kinase activity; multicellular organism development. Gene Ontology annotation, cellular component: signaling receptor complex; membrane. The record is from RefSeq and is a predicted model, not a curated record. Lineage: Eukaryota; Metazoa; Chordata; Amphibia; Anura; Ranidae. Gene Ontology annotation, molecular function: protein tyrosine kinase collagen receptor activity; collagen binding; ATP binding. The transcript is spliced from 18 exons. The coding region runs from base 534 to 3167 and encodes 877 amino acids.